CUGGAGGAGGUGGCUCCGAGGUAGACAGGAGGAGCGCCCUGGGAUGGGGCUGAGGGGGCGUAUGGAGGUGGGAGCUUGGGAAGGUCGUGAGCUAUGCAAGGAUGUGUUCGGGUCUCGAGAUUCCCGGGUGAUGAGCCCGGAGGGGCGAAGGCCUAUGAAUGUCUCACUACGGAAGACCAAGGUGUGGGAUUGGCAAAGAGAGCGCAGAGCUUCCUCACUCGCUGGGGCCCCCCAGCCCCGCCCCAUACCUGCGCGGCGGCCCCGCCUCCACCCAUCCAUUGGCUAGACCCGCCGCCCGUCAGACGAGCCCCCGGGGCCCGCCCCCAGCCCUGAGCUGCGCUUCUUACUUAGCUCUGGGGCCACAGCGCCAGCGCCACUCUGCCAGGCUCCCGGCCAUCGCCCGCCUGGUGCGCCGCCCGCCAGCUAUUUGCCCGCGCGGGGCCGCCCGCCGCGGGCUCAGGGCAGACCAUGCCCCCGCCAAGUCCUCUGCCCGCCCGCUGGCUAUGCGUGCUGGCAGGCGCCCUCGCCUGCGCCCUUGGGCCGGCGGCUGCAGCAAGAUGUGGGACAACCUCACCUGCUGGCCAGCCACCCCUCGGGGCCAGGUAGUUGUCUUGGCCUGUCCCCUCAUCUUCAAGCUCUUCUCCCCCAUUCAAGGCCGCAACGUAAGCCGCAGCUGCACCGACGAAGGCUGGACGCACCUGGAGCCUGGCCCAUACCCCAUUGCCUGUGGUUUGGAUGACAAGGCAUCGAGUUUGGAUGAGCAGCAGACCAUGUUCUACGGUUCUGUGAAGACCGGCUACACCAUCGGCUACAGCCUGUCCCUCGCCACCCUUCUGGUCGCCACGGCUAUCCUGAGCCUGUUCAGGAAGCUCCACUGCACGCGGAACUACAUCCACAUGCACCUCUUCAUAUCCUUCAUCCUGAGGGCUGCCGCUGUCUUCAUCAAAGACUUGGCCCUCUUCGACAGCAGGGAGUCGGACCAGUGCUCCGAGGGCUCGGUGGGCUGUAAGGCAGCCAUGGUCUUUUUCCAAUAUUGUGUCAUGGCCAACUUCUUCUGGCUGCUGGUGGAGGGCCUCUACCUGUACACCCUGCUUGCCGUCUCCUUCUUCUCCGAGCGGAAGUACUUCUGGGGGUACAUACUCAUCGGCUGGGGGGUACCCAGCACAUUCACCAUGGUGUGGACCAUCGCCAGGAUCCAUUUUGAGGAUUAUGGGUGCUGGGACACCAUCAACUCCUCACUGUGGUGGAUCAUAAAGGGCCCCAUCCUCACCUCCAUCUUGGUAAACUUCAUCCUGUUUAUUUGCAUCAUCCGAAUCCUGCUUCAGAAACUGCGGCCCCCAGAUAUCAGGAAGAGUGACAGCAGUCCAUACUCGUAUGCAUCUGCUGCCAAGCCAGGGAGCUCAAGAGGACACCGAUGACCUGUGUCUUGUUCAUACCAUGUGCCCAGUCCCUGGCAUGUGCCUCACAUGGAAAAAGGGUGCAAUAAACACAUAGUAGAUGAAUGCCCUGGGGGAGACCCCAGUCCGCCAAUGAGACAGCCAUGUUCGGGACUCAGUAUUCCUCAGUAAUAAUGAUGACACCUGCAGUUUACAUGCCAGGCACACGCUAAGGGAUUUCCAUGCAUCAUGUCAUUUCAUCCACACGGUCCCCUACAAAAUUAUCUUUAUUUUACAGAGAGGAAACUGACAUAUACUCCCUUCUCCUUGAGGGUUUUGGAGCAUGUCACCAUGGGCAGGGAGAAGGGGGCACAAUGUCUGUGGACCAGGGCUCGGAAAGGUGUCAGGACCGUUCCCCCUGCUUGGGAGGACUGGAGGAAGAGGCAGGUUUUUUGCAGGAGCAACAAGGCGUGAAGACAGAGCUAAAGAAACAUGAAAAAUAUGAAAAGGGAGGCUGUGGGAAGGCAAGUAGGGUCUGCAUGCUCACAGAUGGGAGUAGGAGAUUGAGUAUCAGUGCUAUUCACACAAGACAAACCUGGGACGUCCCACAAGGCCUUCCAGUCCUGGGAUUCUUCUUGGCCUGGCUUCUCUUUGGAGAGUCUGUGCUGUGGUUCUAAGAUUCCUGGCUAGAAUGUCACACACUGCUGGAUUUAGGAUUCUAUUCUGGAAUCCUGUGAUUCUCCCUGAUGAGACUAAGACUCACAUUCCUGGUGUGACUACAUUCUCUCCUGCCAGGUGUGUAGGCGGAGCUUCCCUUCCUGUCUGAGAAGGAAAGGCUGGGGGGGGUGGAGGGGGGUCUGCAGUCUGCUGAGGGGCAGCACGUCGGGCCUGUGCACCCUCAUCCUCUCCUUUGCCGAUGGGACCUUAUUUCCCCCAACUUACAAUGGUUCAAAAGGGCCUGAAUCUGAGGCAAACAGAGCUGGCCAUGGUCAGGGCCAGGUCUGUGUGGUGAGACAGAAAGGAAACAGUUGUCAGCAGGCAAAAGGGGUGGGGGCAGUCGGAGAUGAAGCUCCUCAAGGAGAGGCUGUCAGCUCCCACUCUCCACCUCCCUAUAAGCCUUUGAUUUAAAGAAAGCCUCCAUCUGUUAGCCUCCGGUGCGUGGGAUAGUUUUGCAGCUGAAGAGGGGUGGGCAUUGCUCAGGAUCUUGGCAUGGCUGAGAACCAGGUCCAGGAAGGAAUGGGAGGGGCAAGGCCAGCUCCUCUGCCCCCAGCUUGCUGCGGGACCUCAGGCCUUGGGCUAGGCUUCCUUGGACUGACUGCUAAGGCAGGAGAGACAGAGUCAGAGACCCUCCCUAUCCACACCCCACCUCUCCUAGCCAGGGAGCAAUGGGUUCACACUGCCUGGAUCAGCUAUGAGGUCAGGUGGCUGGGAGGCCUGAACCAGGAAGAGCUCUGGGCCAUGGGAGGCAGGUGAGCAUUUAGAAUGAAUGCUGACCCUACUGAGCACACAAAGCUGUGAAGAAGGAGCUGGUCCUUCAGAGCACUCUGGGAGUAUAUGCACUGGUGUGGGGAGGUAGGAGGAGGGGGAUGCAACCCCAGAGAAGGUGGCAACUUCUGGAGAAGCAGACACAGCAGAGAAAACACAGAUAGAGGACGAUACUGAUUAAUUUUGGGUUGUCCUUGGUGAUCAGGUAUGAACUUGGGUCCCCAUCACCCUCCCAAGUGGCCCUGGGCAUAUGUGGUCAGCACCCCAGUUAGAAAGACUUGUUUCCUAGUACAUCUUCUCUCAUGGUCUCUCAUGGAUGCACUACACUUCAUAGUACCCAAAACACUUCCAAGUUCAUAGUGGGCCUCUCUUUCUAUAAUUUGACUAUGUUGAGCACACACUUACUGCAUUAUACAAAUUGGAAAAACUGAGGCCAGGAGAGGAGGAACCAGGACCUCUUGUUGCAUAAGAGAUUUUCUGCUGCUCUUGAUGGCUGAGAGCAUCCUCUACUGCAAUGAUGAGGUAAGCCUCUCCCAGACCAGGGGGCCCAGGCAACAGAACUCCCAAUAGUGGAUUUCAGCUAACAUGUCCCUGUUAGCAUCAUUCUCACUGGCCUCUCCUUUACCUCUUACCCUCUCUCCUCCAGAAGGGUGAGAAUAGAGGGGGUUUCUUUCUCUCUCAUGCUUCCCUCCAGGCCAGGAGGGCUGGGGGCAGAAGGGCAGAGGCACUGUAGCUGUGGAACAGGAGCAGACAAGGGCAUAAUAUUUAGAGGAACCUACAGUCCAUUCUCACACAUCCUGGUCAUUGUCCCCAUCUUCUGUGCCUCCAGCUGCCCCCAUGACAUGCCCUAUCAUAUCCACAUGUGUGGCCACACAUACCCAUGGCCUGUCCCUCCCCUGUCUCUAGGAGGCUGGCCAGGUCCACGCUCCUGCUGAUCCCCCUGUUUGGGGUACACUACAUCAUGUUCGCCUUCUUUCCAGACAAUUUUAAGCCUGAAGUGAAGAUGGUCUUUGAGCUCGUCGUGGGG
Molecule: messenger RNA, 3888 nt
Organism: Symphalangus syndactylus (siamang)
Lineage: Eukaryota; Metazoa; Chordata; Mammalia; Primates; Hylobatidae
Gene: VIPR1
Product: vasoactive intestinal peptide receptor 1
Biological process (GO): cell surface receptor signaling pathway; adenylate cyclase-modulating G protein-coupled receptor signaling pathway
Cellular component (GO): plasma membrane
Molecular function (GO): vasoactive intestinal polypeptide receptor activity; G protein-coupled peptide receptor activity; peptide hormone binding
Source: RefSeq, a predicted model, not a curated record